Messenger RNA from Cladocopium goreaui, 2025 nucleotides. The record is from the annotation of a GenBank genome assembly. NCBI's taxonomy places the organism in Eukaryota, Dinophyceae, Suessiales, Symbiodiniaceae.
AUGGCGCUGGAUUUGGGCCUGUGGAUGUCCAUCUGGCACAUUGCAGUCGCAGGUGUGGGUCGCACUGCACCCAAGGUGAUCUCAUGUUACAAGUGUCUGGCCGGCUUAGCACGCAACCCGACCAGGGCGCCGAUGGCUGUGGCCAUGGUUUCUGCGAGGCAUUGCGGGAAGGAUCCUGGUGCAAGACCAAUGGACUUUGCCAAUGGACCGAUGUCCCUUGUGGCUCUUCCUCAUCAGGAGAAGUUUGUCACUCUUUUCGCGGAGCUUCGCAGAGUUGGAGUGAUGCCUUACGAAGCAUGGCAAACAUGGGAGAGGAUUGGUGCUGAACCAACACAUGUCUCGGAGGACUAUUUGAAGAUGAACCAAGCCAUGAUGGCCCGGAGAGACUCCUUGGGGUCCCCCCUCCACAUCACGGUGUCCAUCAAACCGGGCUGGUUGCGUUCCACCAUCGGCAACAGCGUAGCUGCUGAGAAGGUCUUGGACUCUGUGGAUGCCGGGAUGAUGAUGGCCUACAGCAGCCAGGUGGCGACCUCCCUGCAAUGGGGCGAACAAGCCCUGGCCCUGGGGGAAGUGGCGAAAGCCGAUGUUUCGGUGGCCAUCGAAAGCAGUUUCCGCGCGCCGCGUACGGAUUCCUUUUGGGACCUGGCGCAAGAGCCCAUGAAAUUCUUCCAGCUGGUGGUUGACAUGGAUGACCACUACCGGCAGUUUGCUUCCGUGUUUCAAGGAAUGGUGGUGCAUGACUAUGAAGGAUUUUUUAAAGCGAUGUAUGGCGUAGCGGCUACAGCCUACAUGCCAUCACGGGGACCCUCUUGGGAGUGGUAUUGCUCCUAUUUUUGGGUCCCUGGUUGUCCCAUUGGUCCUGUACAUGGACAGCGCAGGCUGCGCGGGAAGAAACGCGUGGUGUUGUGCUCUCCAGCGUUUCAAUUAAUUCGAACAGCCAAGCAGUCACCGCCCGCGGCAAAAGCACAUCCAGCGCCAGCUGGAGCCUUUGAACUUUGGGAACUUUUGAAACUUUUGGAACAAAGGAGUUCCCUGAAAAUCAGCGAUGCACCACCUUGCAGCCGAUGUUUUUGGUGUUUGGUGGCAGCAUUUAUGGCACAGGGAAUCAUCACAGUUGCCCGUUUCCGUUGGCCCCAGCUGACAGACAUAGGAAAAUGCAACAGCUUUUCAACCUCUGCGCGAAUCCCUGCUGCGGGAACCCAAAGAGUUGGUGAGCUGUGGCAAGUGCAACAGUAUCAACUCGGUGUGGGAGCUCUGAACCCCGUGCCUUUUGGACUGGACCUCUUCAAAUGCUACAGCUGUGGCGUUUCCGUGGUCAUCAGCCGUGAGUCAUCCUCAUCAUGUGCUGCGGCAUCCCCAACGGCCUUGUAUUUGGAUUCCAUGCAGGGUCAAGAAGGGGGCAGCAGCUCAUCGAAAGGCAAAAAGAGCGAGGCUGAGAAGGCCUCGGGAUCCUCGUUUCGGGGCUUUUUCGAUCGGCUCCAGAGGCAGGUGGACAAGACCCUGCAGAAGGUGGAACAGUCCCUCUUUGACGCUUCUGCUCCCGCUCCACCAGUGGGAAGCGCAGACAAGCUGCCAGUUGGUGAAAGGCCAAACAGUGAGGUCCUCAAGAGGACGGAAGCUGGCGGCUAUCCCAAGUCCACCGAUGCGUCCGUGGGCGACCCGCAAGGUCAGCUGAAAGCCGCUGAGGACAAGGCCCUACGCCUUGAGCAGCUCCUUGAGGCUGCCACGGCCCGGGAGGCCGUCUCCUCAUCAGAGCGGCGAGUGCUGCGGAAGCAGCUGGACGAAACUGAACAGCUGGUCUCGGGCCUCUCGCAACAACUGGACAGUGUUCAGUCGGAGGCGGCCGAGCAGCGAAGGCAAUGCGAGGCUCUGGAAAAAGCUCUGGAAGAGGCGACUCAGCCACAGGACAGAGGGACAGAAGAGUUGCAAAAGCGAAUUGCAGAGCUUGAGGCAGAGCUUCAGUCUUUGCGGCACUUGGGAGUCAAGGCUGCGCCGGCGCCCUUGGAAGCCCUGAGUGGGGCCUAG